Peronospora matthiolae is the source of this 570-nucleotide messenger RNA. Lineage: Eukaryota; Oomycota; Peronosporomycetes; Peronosporales; Peronosporaceae. The record is from the annotation of a GenBank genome assembly.
AUGGAGUACAAGCAAACAGGCAAGCGCAAGAACCGACUCAAUGAUGAAGAUACAGCAGCUCCACGACCGCGUGCAGUGCGUCAACGACCAGGACUAGAAGAGUCAAGCGCGCCGGAAAACAACUCGUCACGCCAAGAAGAAGACGAAGAAACGAAGGAUUCUGGUGAUUCAACACCGCCUGUGUUUUGGCGUGCGAGUGCAAAUGCCGUUGAAGCAGCAGUGGACUUAUCAGAGCCCUCAACAUUUGAAGCAGCAGUAAGCGGCCCUGACCAAGUGCACUGGAGAAAAGCAAUUCAUGCAGAGCUCGAGUCAAUGCGACUUCGCGGUGUGUUUCGUGCAGCCAAGCUGCCCAACGGACAACGCGCCAUUGGCACAAAAUGGGUGUUCAAGAUCAAGCGCAAGGCGGAUGGAUCCAUCGAGAAGUACAAGGCACGACUUGUGGCCAAGGGUUUUCCGCCAAAAGUAUGGAAUCGACUACACGGAGACGUUUUCUCCCGUGGUCAAGCAUGUGACGCUGAGAAUGGUGAUCGCAAUUUCCAAGCAUUUUGGAUGGCCCAUCGACCAGCUUGA